AUGGAAAAGGCCCAGGCCAAGAGCUCCUCAGGCCCGGUGACGUGGAUGUCCCUCCCGCGCAAAGACCAGCUGCUCAUCCUGUUUCUCUCGCGCUUCGUCGACUUCCUGCAGGUCGCCUCCCUGCAAGCCUACGUCUUCUACCAGCUCAAGACAUUCGACGACUCUCUGACAGACGCCCAUAUCUCGCAGCAGGCGGGGAUACUGCAGGGAUGUUUUACCGGCGCGCAGGUGAUGACGGCCAUUUUAUGGGGUAAAGCUGCCGAUGCGACUUGGUGUGGCCGCAAAUGGGUGUUGGUGAUUGGCCUUGCUGGCACGGCUAUAUCGUGCCUGGGCUACGGCUUUGCAACGACUUUUGCCUGGGCUGCCUUCUGGAGGGUCUUUGGUGGUGCGAUUAACGGGACUGUGGGCAUUAUCCGCACCAUGAUUGCCGAAAUCACCAAGGAGAAGAAGUAUCAAUCGCGAGCAUUUUUGAUUCUGCCCAUGAGCUUCAACGUUGCGGGGAUUCUGGGCCCAAUCAUGGGAGGCAUGCUGGCCGAUUCAAACAAGACUCUUCCCGGGCUUUUUGGAGAAAAUGCAGUCUUUGGGUUCCAAUGGAUUCGAGACUACCCAUAUGCCUUGCCGAGUCUUGUCAACGCCGUCAGCUUAUCCAUUGUAACCGUGAUAGUGUUUCUCUUUCUGGAGGAAACAUCCAGAGUACGGCAGAACAAGUUCGACGCCGGUCUCCAUCUCGGAAAUAGAAUCAAGGCCGCCCUAUUGGGUGAAAAGCAAUCUGACGACUAUGCUCGUGUUCCGGCCUGGGAAGAUCACACCAUGGAGAGUUUCGAAGACAAGAAUAUACCGGUGCCGAAGCCCGCGCCCUCGCUGAAGCAACUGCCCUUUCGCCUGCUCUGGACGCGCAACGUCUUGUUCACGCUGCUUACUGGCGCCUUUUACGACUUCCAUCUCGGCGCCUUUGGCAACAUGUGGGCGCUAUUCCUGUCAACGCCUCGCUAUCUCACUCCGGCCGCAAGGGGCCCAGAAAUAGACACCCCCACGGCCAAGCCCAUGCGUCGAGAUCUGCCUCUCCUGUUCACGGGAGGGCUGGGAAUGCCGGCGUCGACGGUUGGAGUUGCGACGUCCUUUCUCGGCAUAAUAGGCAUGCUGCUGCAGGUGACCUUGUAUCCGCCCAUCCAGGCCCGUCUCGGCACAAUGAGAUCCUUCCAGUGGUUUCUGUUUCUCUUCCCGCUCGCAUAUUUCGUCGCCCCGUAUCUCUCGAUCCUGCCCUCGUGGUCGCCGGCACCCGAGCCCGCGUCGGGGGGCUUCAUCUGGCUGGGCAUCGUUGGCAUCUUGUUCCUCCAGGUCAUGGCCCGGACGUUUACGCUGCCGGCGAGCAUCAUCCUGCUCAACAACUGCAGCCCGCAUCCCAGCGUCCUGGGCACGAUCCACGGCCUGGGCCAGAGCGUCUCUGCGCUCUUCCGCACCGUCGGCCCGGUGGUGGGCGGCUGGUGGUACGGCUAUGGGCUUGAUAUCGGCAUGGUGGCCUGGGGCUGGUGGGGAGUUGCGGCAAUGUCAGCGUUGGCGUGUGGGACAGCAUUGGGCAUGCAUGAUGGCAGCGGGCAUGAGAUAGUUCUCGAGGGCGAGGAGGAGAUGGAGUAG
Molecule: messenger RNA, 1635 nt
Organism: Trichoderma atroviride IMI 206040
Lineage: Eukaryota; Fungi; Ascomycota; Sordariomycetes; Hypocreales; Hypocreaceae
Biological process (GO): transmembrane transport
Molecular function (GO): transmembrane transporter activity
Source: RefSeq, a predicted model, not a curated record